UUGUCCGGGCAAAGACUCUGCAGGAGGGGACGUUAAUGUCGACGUUUAAGUCCGAUUUCAACUCAACAAGUCCGGGGAGAUUUUAACGCUCGGUGUGGAGGAGGCGGAAAGGACAGGAAAAAGCAACUUAGUUGGGUACCGACCGAAGGUCUGCUGCAUAGCUUCCCUGCACCAGCCCUGCAGUACUUUCCCCCGAUGGUACGGCGCGGCGCGGCGGAGAGCCACAAAUCACCCAGAAAAGACGAAAGAAUGAAGACCAGUCUCUGAAUAAUCGCCCGGUGUCCCGCGCAGAUGUGCGCCGAACACGUCCGCAUCGCACGCUAACCCGACCGACAAGUAGCUUUUUCUUUUUUUUACCCCCCCCCCGCCCCGUAAAAUCUUUAGGACGUCAUGAGCGCCGAAGGCUAUCAGUACCGAGCUCUUUACGAGUACAAGAAGGAGCGGGAGGAGGACAUUGACUUACACGUGGGGGACAUAUUGCUGGUGAGCAAGGGGACGCUGGCGGCGCUGGGCUACGCCGACGGCCUGGAGCAGAGGCCCGAAGAGAUCGGGUGGCUGCCCGGCUUCAACGAGAGCACCCAGGAGAAGGGCGACUUCCCCGGCACGUACGUGGAGUACAUCGGGAAGAAGUGGAUCUCGCCGCCCACGCCCAAGCCCAGGCCGCUCAGGCCCCUGCCGGUGGCUCCCGGGGCGUUCCGGUCCGAGGCCGACUCCGACUCGGAGCAAGGCUUCUGGCUGCUGGACCUGACGGAGCAGUUUUCCCUCCCAGAGACGGCCCCGCCCCCCUUGGUCCGUCUGCUCCAAGCCAUCGAGAAGAAAGGUCUGGAGAACCCGACCUUGUACAGAACUUUUACGGCGGGCGGCGGCCUCGAGGUCCGACAGUUCUUUGAGUCUGACGCUCCCACAGUGGACCUGGAGCAGCUGGACCUCCCCACCCUGUGUGACGGCCUGCGCAGGUUCCUGCAGGACCUUCCCCAGCCCAUCGUCCCGCCCGCUCUGUACGCGCAGAUGGUGCACACGGCCAAAGAGGUGCAGAACCCCGAGGAGUGCGCCAGGCUGCUGCGCCGCGUCACCAGCAGCACCACCCUGCCCCCCCAGUACUGGCUCACCCUGCAGUGUGUGCUCCGACACCUGGCCCACGUCUGCCAGAGCGCCUCCAAGAACCUGCUGAGCGCCAGAGCUGUGGGCGAGAUCUUCAGCCCCGUCUUCUUCAGGCAGCAGAGCACCAGCUGUGAGCCCAGCUUGGACGCUCACGUCAGGAUCAUCGAGGUUCUGGUGGCCAGCGAAUGGACUGAAAGUCAGGCGGCUCCAGCUCUCCCUCCGAAGCCGCCUAAGCCCGCCAUUGCCGCCGCCGCCGCCACCACCGUGGGCGCCAACGGUCUGAACAACAGCAUGGCGCUGCAGGACGCCGAGUGGUACUGGGGGGACAUCUCCCGCGAGGAGGUCAACGAGAAGCUGAGGGACACGGCCGACGGGACCUUCCUGGUGCGGGACGCCUCCACCAAGAUGCACGGCGACUACACCCUGACGCUGAGGAAAGGCGGCAACAACAAGCUCAUCAAGAUUUUCCACCGGGACGGAAAGUACGGCUUCUCGGACCCGCUGACCUUCAGCUCGGUGGUGGAGCUCAUCAACCACUACCGCAACGAGUCCCUGGCGCAGUACAACCCCAAGCUGGACGUCAAGCUGCUCUACCCGGUCUCCAAGCACCAGCAGGAUCAGGUGGUGAAGGAGGACAACAUCGAGGCCGUGGGCAGGAAGUUGUGUGAGUACCACCAGCAGUACCAGGAGAAGAACAAGGAGUACGAUCGACUCUACGAGGAAUACACCAGAACCUCACAGGAGAUCCAGAUGAAGAGGACCGCCAUCGAGGCCUUCAACGAGACCAUCAAGAUCUUCGAGGAGCAAUGUCAGACGCAGGAGCGCUACAGCAAAGAGUACAUCGAGAAGUUCAGGAGGGAAGGAAACGACAAGGAGAUCCAGAGGAUCGUGGGGAACUACGAGAAGCUGAAGUCCAGGAUCAGCGAGAUCGUGGACAGCAAAAGCCGCCUGGAGGAGGACUUGAAGAAGCAGGCGGCAGACUACCGAGAGAUCGACAAGAGGAUGAACAGCAUCAAGCCCGACCUCAUUCAGCUGCGCAAGACCAGAGACCAGUACCUCAUGUGGUUGACGCAGAAAGGAGUCCGACAGAAGAAACUGAACGAGUGGCUCGGCAUCAAGAACGACAACAUCGAAGACCAAUACUCCAUGGUGGACGACGACGAGGACCUUCCUCACCACGACGAGCGCUCCUGGAAGCUGGGCAACAUGAAGCGUGUGCAGGCCGAGGCGCUGCUGCAGAGCAAGCGAGACGGAACAUUCCUGGUGCGGGAGAGCAGCAAGGCAGGAUGCUACGCCUGCAGCGUGGUCGUGGACGGCGAGGUGAAGCACUGCGUCAUCAACAAGACGCCGUCCGGCUACGGUUUUGCCGAGCCGUACAACCUGUACGGCUCCCUGAAAGAACUGGUGCUGCACUACCAGCACACGUCUCUGGUGCAGCACAACGACUCUCUGAAUGUCACGCUGGCUUACCCCGUCUACGCUCAGCAGAAGCGAUGAACGUUUGCACAAAGGCACGCCAGAAAGGGCGCACCGAGGUACACGUCACUGGACUCGCGCGCCGUAGAUGCGGCGCCGCUUUGUCGGGGGGGGAAACCUUUGACUUCCUGCCGCCGCCGCCGGCGUGAAUGUACAUUUUUGAAGGCGAGAGUAGAGACGGAGCUGCUGAACUUUUUGAGGCCUUUUUUCCAAAAACGGUGCUCUAGCAGCCCUCGUGUCUGACCAACUCUCCUUUUUCUUUGCCCCUGUCCAUGUGACCAAAUCUCGUCAAAUCAGGAAGGAGUGUGUUGUCGGGGGGCGGAGUCAGGUACUUGCUGGUGUUAACUGUUCAACAGCAGAUCAGCUGAUCAAUGUAGCAUAAUGGCACUUUGCAAACGAUCCUUGUUUUUCUGGGUGUGUUCUUCUUGGACGAGUCCUGUGGACUUGCAGGCAGUUGAAAACUACUUUGGUGUGCAAGACCCUUACCCACAAUCCCCCUCGCUUCAGUCAGCAUUAGGAGACGACAAAGUCAUAAUUAUGAGAUAAAGAGUCAAAAUGAUAAGAUAAAGAGUCAUAAUUAUAAGAUAAAGAGUCGAAAUUAUGAGAUAAAGAGUCGAAAUUAUGAGAUAAAGAGUCGAAAUUAUGAGAUAGUCAGUUAUGAGAUUGAAGUCGAAGUGAGAUUAAAAAGUCAAAAUUAUGAAAAAAAAAAGAGUAAAAAGUAUGAAAAAAAAGGUCAUGAGAGAGUCAAAAUUGAGAAAGUUGAAUUUGAGAAAAAAAGUCAUAAUUAUGAGUCGAAAUAAUGUGUCAUAUAUAUGAGUAAUGAGUCAUCAUUAUGAGUGAUAAUUAUAAGAUGAAAAGUCUAUUAGAUUAAAAAGUGAAAAUUAUGAGAAAAGAGUAAAAAUUAUGAGAAAAAGUCAUGAGUCAAAAUUGAGGAAAAAAAGUCAGUUAUGGGAGUCGAAAUUAUGAGAGUGGUAAUUAGAAGAUGAAAAGUCAAUUAUGAGAUAAAAAGUGAAAAUUACGAGCAAGUCAAAAAUAUGAGAUAUAAAAGUCGAAAUUAUGAGCUAGUCAAAAAGUUGAAAUAAUGAGAAAGUCAAAAUGAUGGUAUAAAAAGUCAUAAUUACGAGUCAAAAUUAUGAAAUAGUCCAAAUGAGAUAAAAACAACCUUCUCAUAAUUGUGACUUUUUACAUUAUGAGAUAAA
This is a messenger RNA of Nerophis lumbriciformis (worm pipefish), 3776 nucleotides long. NCBI's taxonomy places the organism in Eukaryota, Metazoa, Chordata, Actinopteri, Syngnathiformes, Syngnathidae. The record is from RefSeq and is a predicted model, not a curated record.